This is a messenger RNA of Gopherus flavomarginatus (Mexican gopher tortoise), 785 nucleotides long. Its product is annotated as steroidogenic acute regulatory protein, mitochondrial-like. The transcript is spliced from 7 exons. Gene Ontology annotation, biological process: regulation of steroid biosynthetic process; intracellular cholesterol transport; steroid biosynthetic process. NCBI's taxonomy places the organism in Eukaryota, Metazoa, Chordata, Testudines, Testudinidae. The record is from RefSeq and is a predicted model, not a curated record. Bases 39 to 785 code for a protein of 248 amino acids. Gene Ontology annotation, molecular function: cholesterol binding; cholesterol transfer activity. Gene Ontology annotation, cellular component: mitochondrion; mitochondrial intermembrane space.
CCCAGCCCUCCUAAGCCAGUAUCCCAGACAAUGAAGCCAUGGAAGCGACCUCUGCUGCACAUUUUUCAAGCCUCCCUACUCCAUCCCGAAGGCUAUCUCAGAUAAGGCAAAGGAAAAAAAAGACGCAAGAUGAAAUGUUCUCGGAAAUCAUGGAACUUUCCUAUGUGAAUCAAGGAGAAGCCGCCCUGCAUGAGGCUUUAGGGAUACUGCAGCAGCAAAAUGGCUGGCAGACAGAAACCUACCAGGGAAAAGGAGAGUUGGUGCUGAGUACAGUUCUUCCCAGGCUCGGCAAAGUCUUCCGAAUGGAGACAGUGCUGGACGUUCCAGUGGACCAGCUAUACUAUGAAUUGUUUGAGAAGCUGGAGCAAAUGCCUGAGUGGAAUCCUACCCUUAGUCGAGUCAAGAUCCUCCAAAGAAUUGGGAAGGAUACCCUGUUGACUCAUGAGAUCACUGCUCAGCAUCCUGGGAACCUCAUUGGUCAAAGGGACUUUGUCAGCGUACGGCACUGCUGGAAGAAGGAGACAACUGUGUAUCUGGUUGGCACUGCAACCCACUCCGAGUUCAUGCCCAUGCAAAAGGGGCAAGUCAGGGCCGAGUCUGGGUUGAGUUGCAUUGUUCUGCAACCGCUGGAGGGUGACCAACGUCAGACUCGCUUCACCUGGCUCCUGUGCAUGGACCUCAAGGGAUGGAUCCCCAAGUCCAUUAUCAACCGUCUUCUACCUCAGUCUCAAGCGGAUUUUAUCAGAUACCUACGUCGGCACCUUUCCACCACAGCACACCUCUGA